Molecule: messenger RNA, 2174 nt
Organism: Juglans regia (Persian walnut)
Lineage: Eukaryota; Viridiplantae; Streptophyta; Magnoliopsida; Fagales; Juglandaceae
Exons: 12
Coding region: 303-1976 (557 amino acids)
Source: RefSeq, a predicted model, not a curated record
UUCCCCUUCCUCGCAUUGGGUUUCCUCUUGACGACGGAAACUUGUUCCGUCCUACAUUUUCCUCUUGAUGGGGGCAGGGCCCAUGGCCCCAGAUAACUUCAUGACACCAUUUUCAAAGAUUAAUUAUAUGGUUAUGAGCAUUUUCGUUAGUACCAUCUAUAAAGUCAGCAGCAGUCUGAGGAGAAUUCAAAUCAUGAAACUCGGAAUAGAGACGGGCUUUCUAGGCAUUAAUUGAUGAUAUAUGCAUGAGUUUAACUGUUGAAGGAUUCUCUCUAAGAAUACAAAUAGUUGCCUUCUAAGUUAUGAAGGGAGUUGUAGGAGCAUUUGAUACUCCCAGCUUUGGACUAGAGGUUUCUGUAGAAGAGAGGAUGCCGAGUGUGAAUUGCCGUUCUUCCUCCUCUUCUUGCCGCUCUCCUUCUCUCCCAGGUUUCGCAAAUAUUCGUGAGAAUGGACUGCCUGGAAGCAUGCUAAAUAUGUCACCCGGAAUGUCAUCCUAUUUUUGUCCUCUUGUGCAGUCAGAGCGAUCAUUACCUGACCAGGCUUCUUCCCUGUGUUGGGAUUACAACGAGGCAGUGGGUCGUUCAAACUCUAUUCCCUUUGACGGCACUCCAACUCCAAAGUCUUCUUCAGAAUUGAGGGAGGAGAUUGCUACACUCGAAGUUGAUAUUAUGCAUUUGGAGCGUCAUAUUCUUUCACUCUAUCGGACAGCUUUUGAAGGGCAUCAAUCCUCAGAUACGCCUGAACCCCAUUUACAAUACAAGAUAGGAUCAUCACCCAAAAUUUUAUCAAAUCAAUCACAUCAAAAUAUGGAGCCAACUGUGUCCAAAGAUGGUUUAGUCCAUCAUGAGAAAAUGUCCCCUGCACAUGGUUGGGUCAGUUCAGAUAAUCAGAGUUGUGCUGCAAGUCUAAAUUCAAAAUCUCGAAGGGGCUGGAAAAAAGCUGAUUCUGGUCAUCGCUGCCUAGCAUAUCACCUUGCUGCUUCUUGCCUUGAUAACAGCUUUAACUCUCCGGAUAGACUUUCUGAAGAUAUUGUGAGAUGCAUAUCUUCUAUAUACUGCAAACUUGCGAACCGCCCUCCUAACCAUUUAGGCUUGCCGGCUUCUCCAAUUUCAUCCUUGUCCUCCUCGACUAUGUGUUCCUCUAAGAACCCCUGUGAUAGUUGGAGUCCACAUGGUAAUGAGGAUAAAGAAGAUGUUGGACCAUAUGCUGCAAUGGUAGAAGUGCUGAACAUAUGUUUGGAUGAUGAUAGUUACAAUUUUACUGUUAAAAUGCUACAAAAUUUCAGGUCAUUGGUUCGAUGUCUUGAGAUGACUGACCCGAGAAGGAUGAAACGUGAGGAGAAGCUUGCUUUCUGGAUCAAUAUUCAUAAUGCCUUAGUGAUGCAUGCAUAUUUGGCGUAUGGGAUUGGCAAUCGUGUAAAAUGUACCUCCAUUUUGAAGGCUGCAUACAAUGUGGGUGGGCAUUGCAUUAAUGCCCAUGACAUACAAAGCUCCAUUUUAAGAAUUCGAUCACACCACUCAGCCUCGUGGCUGCAAUCGCUGUUUUAUCCAGGAAGAAAACUCAAGACUGGAAGCAUGAGACAUGUAUAUUCCUUGGAAUAUCCUGAGCCGCUCGUUCAUUUUGCGCUAUGUUCAGGGACAUACUCUGACCCAGCGGUUCGAGCCUACACAGCAAAGAAUAUAUUUCAGGAUCUCAGACUUGCUAAAGAAAAUUACAUUCAAGCAAGUGUUCGUAUCCACAAGCAAACCAAGAUAUUCCUGCCAAAAAUCCUUCACUACUUUGCGAAAGAUAUGUCACUAAGCAUAAAUGUCCUCUUAGAGACAGUAAGUGAGAAUCUGUCAGAAGUUCAACAGAAGGCUAUCAAAAAAUGCAUGGAGGGAGGAAGGCUUGAUAAAUGCAUCCAUUGGCUACCACAGAGUUCAACAUUUCGGUACGUGAUCCAUGGAGAAUUAGCCAAAGCAACAACAACAUCCUGAUCGGUCCUUACCCCGUAUGUACGUUAAAUUAAAAAACAUUCUAAUAAAUUUGAUGUACCGUCCUCUUUCGUAAAAAAAAAAAUCAGAUAAGGAUUUGUUUUUCUUUUGAACAAGCAAGCGUAAGAUGUUAAGCUGUACAGAAGAAAUUAGAAUGAGAAAACUACAGAACUCUCGCCUUCAACUUCUUUAUACAUAAAA